This is a messenger RNA of Penicillium longicatenatum, 462 nucleotides long. RefSeq lists its product as uncharacterized. NCBI's taxonomy places the organism in Eukaryota, Fungi, Ascomycota, Eurotiomycetes, Eurotiales, Aspergillaceae. The record is from RefSeq and is a predicted model, not a curated record. The transcript is spliced from 3 exons. The coding region runs from base 1 to 462 and encodes 153 amino acids.
AUGAAUCGGGUUGAGAUGUGCGAAUCAGCACGCGUGUACGGGGAGCAGAUGAUAUAUUCACUAGACCCUAGUCCUUAUCUCGACUGCCACAACGAGUUUGAGGUCAACCGAAUCACAUUCCAUGUUAAACCACUCAACAAACAUUUACUACACGCCUGCCAGAGGAUGUUCCGGAAAUCUGUCGAAUUUUUCCCCAUUGAGAUGGUGGAAAGUGAUGAGGGAAACGCCACAUACCUCGCCCUGGCUAUGAGUCAAAAGGUUUACGUCCGUUACAACAAUGGAUUCCAGCCAAUUAACGAGUGCAAGGAACUAAAAAUCGCGAUUCUAAAGCGCUUUAGGAUACAGAAUGGUUCAAAUUCUCCAAAGACAUGGGAAGUGACCUUUGUACUUGAAGACUACAGUGAACUACCCGCCUUCGGGACCUUCGAUGAGCUGAAGACGCUAUUUUCGUUCACGGGUUGA